CCCUCAAAUCGACAGCCCCCAUCUCCCACAAACCCUAGCCGAGCUCCACACCGGCGGCGGCGAAGAAGAAGAAGCAAGAUGAUCUACGACGUGAACUCCCCCCUGUUCCGCUCCUUCCUCAGCCAGAAGGGCGGCCCGUCCUCCGACAAGAGGAAAAUGGAAGAGCAAAAGCCAAAGGACCAGCGGUUCAAGGCCAACGAGAACAAGCCUGUGAUGAAUGAAUGAGCACUGUCUGAACAGUUUGCUGCUUUGCAAGGAAUAGUUGCCAAUCAUGUGACUCCUAUGUUAAAACAUAUUCUGAGCUAUCUAAGUUGUUUUAGCUGAACAUUCUGUGUGAAAUGUUAAGUAAGGGCACUUUUGUUGCGUGAUCUGUUAUGGCAUGGAUAUCAUACCCUGUUUGCUUGA
Messenger RNA from Lolium rigidum, 405 nucleotides. RefSeq names its product wound-induced basic protein-like. The coding region runs from base 79 to 225 and encodes 48 amino acids. NCBI's taxonomy places the organism in Eukaryota, Viridiplantae, Streptophyta, Magnoliopsida, Poales, Poaceae. The record is from RefSeq and is a predicted model, not a curated record. The transcript is spliced from 2 exons.